CGCUAUGAUUUAGAUGAUCUAGAUGUUUGCUGGUUAGACACAAUCAAUAUGGAACGUGAAGAAAUGAGUCUAUCUUUGAUACAUGAAUGGAUUAUGGAAAGAAUAUUUGAAGAGCUUGAAACACAGUGUCAUAAAGGUAUGAAUGAUAUGAUUAAAUCAGAAGAAGGGUUUGGUAUAGAAUAUGAUGAAGAUGUAGUGUGUGAUGUCUGUCGUUCUCCUGAUAGUGAAGAUGGUAAUGAAAUGGUAUUUUGUGAUAACUGUGAUAUUUGUGUACAUCAGGCUUGUUAUGGUAUACAGACAAUACCUGAAGGAAGCUACUUAUGUCGAGCCUGUGCACUAGGUGUUAAACCUACAUGUCUAUUAUGUCCCAAUGUUAAAGGUGCCAUGAAAAGUACAAGGAGUGGAACUAAAUGGGCACAUGUAAGUUGUUCUAUAUGGAUACCUGAAGUUAGUAUAGGCUGUGUUGAAAAAAUGGAGCCAAUUACUAAAAUAUCACUUAUACCAGCCAGUAGAUGGACAUUAGUUUGUUGUUUAUGUAAAGAAAGAUAUGGAGCGUGUAUACAAUGUUCAGUUAAAACAUGUAAAACAGCCUUUCAUGUGACGUGUGGUUUUAAUAAUGGUAUGGAUAUGAAGACUAUAUUAGAUCCAGCAGAAAAAGAUGGUGUCAAAUUAAGGGCAUAUUGUCCAAAACAUACUAAAAAUGGUGGACAGAUAGAGAGUGAGUCUCCAUCUUCACCAAAAUCACCAAGAUCUCCACGCUCACCAAGAUCACCACGCUCACCACGUAAAGAUGACUCACCGAGGAAAGAAAUAACAAAAGAAAUUGAAGAAGAAUUUAGUAGGUUUGUUAAUACAGAAGAAGCAGCAAAAACUUUACAAGUUGAUGAAGAUAUUGUAGAUAUUGUCAAGGCUUACUGGAAACUAAAACGAAUGGCAAAUUUUAAUCGCCCAUUAUUGAUGCCAAAAACAGAAGAAGCAGAUAGAUUAGAGAAACAACAGGAAGAUAGUUUAGUUGCUAGAAUGAAAAUGUUUGUCCAUUUACGUCAAGAUCUAGAGAGGGUGAGAAAUCUAUGUUAUAUGGUAAACAGAAGAGAGAAAAUGAAACGACAAGUUAUCAGAAUUCAAGAGAAAGUAUUC
Molecule: messenger RNA, 1137 nt
Organism: Lottia gigantea (owl limpet)
Lineage: Eukaryota; Metazoa; Mollusca; Gastropoda; Lottiidae
Exons: 11
Biological process (GO): regulation of transcription by RNA polymerase II
Source: RefSeq, a predicted model, not a curated record